UGACUCCGCCCUCUGACAUCAGCCCGAGUAGUUAUGAGGAGGCGGGAGCGAAGCGGCACUGCAGGCAGAAGUGAGAUGGCGCCGAGCGAGAAGGAGACCCGUGAGAUGGCGGCGGUGCGUGUUUGAGAGGAAAAAAAAGCAGCAGCAUGGACUAGAACUCUGCAACCAAAUCCUAUCGCCCAAUAAACUUUACCCUGAUAUAGAACGCUCGUAUUUCUCUAGAUAGAGCCUUGCAGGAAAAUGGAAGAUAACAAGAACGUCGCUGAAGUAAAGUCGGGCGCCGGGAGCCCGCGUGAAGCCGAAGAGACGCCGGGAAAAUCGACACAAAAUGGCGAAAUCGAGGCGCAACAGCCACUGAAGCGCAGUAACAGCGCGGAAAGCGGCGGCGCGGGGCACAAACCCCCGGAGGAAACUCCCAGGAGGCGCUUUCAGAUCCCGAGGAAGAGCCGCGAUAAGAGAGCUCUUCAGAUUAUUAGUUCUGGCUCUCGGGAGUUUGAAGAAAUUUUGAAAAUUCUUCAUUCAUCUUACCUGGAUGCAAACUCAAAAGCCAAUUUCUCAUACAAAUGCGCUCGACUGGUUCAUAAUGAAUUCUUGGAAAAAGAGUUUACUGAGAAACGAAGGCAAUUGAAAUUUGAUGGCCGACUAGAUAAAGAACUUGCUGACUCUUAUACGUUUCUUAUGGUUGACCUAGAGCAGAUGCAUAGUAUUGUUGAAAAAGGAUUACAUGUGGGGCAUUCUAGAAUGACUACACUAGGCAAACCUAGCAUGGGGGUGUAUCUAUCAAGGUAUGCAGAUCUGUUGCAGGCCAAUCCUUUAGAAACUGGGACAACUGGAGAUAUAUUCAUAUUUAAAGUAAUAAAGGGGAAAAUGAAGUAUGUUUUUGAUCACAUUAGAAGUAACCAGAUGGAUUCAUUUAGUGCUAAUGGAGGUUUGGACCCAGUCCCCAAACAUGAAUGCCAUGUCUUAAAAAACAUGAAUGCAGUGACCGCAUUGCUCGGCUACAGAGCAUUUGAGCGUACCCAGUACUAUUUUUAUGAGUAUGGAUUUGACGAUGUCCUCAAGAGACCAAGGCAUGUGUGCCCAUAUGCUGUUGUGUCAUUUGGCUACAGAGAUGAAUUGGCAACGAGGCAGCCUUCUUUGCCCGCAUCUGGACCAGUUAGUUUUCCCACUGAGAGAAGCUUUGAUAGGAGCAGUUUCACUUUAUGGAGAGGACAGCUUCUUAACAAAGGAAAACUGUUGUGCUAUGCAUCCCUGAAAUCAACAAGUGGCCCCUUUAUCCCGUACAGGCUACCCGACAAGCUGGACUUGGAUAUUGUCAUUAAAAUUGAGCAGAUUAAGAAGAGCGUUCCGGCAGUUUUAUUUUAUAAAGAAACUCACAAUAAGCCAAGUGAAGCAAAGCAUGGAGGGAUAUACAGCCGGCUCUAUGAAGUAGUCGAGAAGACAAGAACUGGCAGUCAUUUGCAGGGAUUACUUCAGAAAAUAGAAAGAGAGAACCUGGCUUUAGUUAAACCAUUGGAUGACAGAGGCUUCAUGUUCCUCUUUUUUCCCUCACCUAUGACUUCUUCAUAUGCUGCUGCAAAGACUCGUCUUCUCCAUGCCCUAUUUAUUUAUCAUGAAUCCAGAGUCACCCUACCUGUUGCCAACGUUUCGGUACCUCCAUCUUUCAUGCCUGAAAGCCAUGAGUUUAUGCCAGAAUUUUUAACAUUUGUUCCUGCUCUCCAUUUUGCUCUUCACAAGAGCCAGUCAGACACUUCUGCUGACUUUAAUGACGUUGUCGAAAAACAUUCCCGUGUUUAUUUAAAGCGCCGAGCAGAGAUACCGCACAAGUCCAAGGAAUAUAUCCUCAAGCCUUACGAUUCUCGAUUGGAUUACAAAAAAAGUCUCUACGUAGCACCCAGAAAUAAAGGCCAUAUUGAGUCUGCUCUUCGCAGUUACAUAUUUGGCUCAGAAGCAUAUACAAUAUCCGUAGAUAAGGCAAAAGAAAUGGUUAAGGAGAACCAGAGGUUUCAGCAGUUUAGUCCAGUAUCAGACUAUGAACCUGUUGAAGAUGAUCACGACAGCUCCAAAUACAACAAAAAGGCUCCCGUUUCUUAUACGGAAACUAAAAGUGAAAAGGCAUCUGAGAACACAGACUGGGACAUUGACAAAAUUAAUGGCUUGAUAAACUUGAUCCAGAAAAAGAAACAGAGCAAACCAGAGACCGAUGAGCCGUCAAGCGUUGGAGUCAAAAGAAAACGUGAAAGGCACUCGGAAAAUGUCUGGAAGCCCCGAAAAUGUGAAGAAAACUUUCACCAUGAUAAUGAACCAGGCGAAAGUGCCCAGUCCCUUAUCUCUUCUAUGGGUGGACAAGAUACAGACCUAAGACAGGAAACUCCUGAACCGCUCACUAGUGAAUAUCUUAAAAUGCUGCUGGAGAAGCUGGCGGACUCUUGUAUGGAUCCUGCUCUGGUACAGUCUUUAAAGUCAUUGAAGCAAAAUACCACAGAGGAACUGCCUGCUCAGAAACUCGAAAAUGUUUCUUUAGCAGCACAUGAUACAGAAAGAGAGGCUGUCCGACAAGUCUAUGAAGAUCAAACAAGUGAUUAUCAAGAAAACACUACAUCAUUUUCAGAGGAAGCCCAGGAGGCUGAGGGUAGCCACAGUGAUCCUUUAGUUCCCAUGGAAGAAAAUAUCCUGGAUCCGCCAUUGGAAAGUGCAAGCCCUUGCCUCAGCCAUACUGCAGACAAUAUCUGCCCCAUGCAGGGUCCUAACAGUUUGGAUUUGGAAAUGCACUGGAAACUUAUCCCCAUUGCUGGAGAGGAGGCGAGAACUCCAGAAGAUCAUGUUGGAACCCUUAGAGAUGAGAAAACACCAGAAUUAAACCUCACAAAAGAACAACUUGUCUACGUGUCCACAGAAGACGCACUUCCUAACGACCCCAGAGCCGGACACAAGAGACGGGUGUCCCGAUAUUCACCUCUUCGCGAGACGGGAAGGAGGAGGCCGAGACACGAUGGAGACCAUUGCCGCAGCCGGACCGCCCCGUCGAGAACAGAGCGCAACAUGUUGCAGAGCAAACACUGCCACAACGGGCUGAUAGAGAACACCGUCCUAGAAAUUUACAACACGUUUUCUGAGCAACUUCAUGAUGUUUUAAAACAAAGAGACGUUCCCUACAUGGUUCCAGCAACACCGCCGCUUCUCUCGUCAGACGACCGGGUCUUGAAACUUUCCGACUGUCUGUACGAACAAGCGUCGGACAUCUGUGUGCAGCAGUAUGUAGAUGACUUGCACACCAAGCUGGAUAAUGUUGUGGCCAUCCAUAUCAAUUCCUGUGCCAUUUCCAGGACAUUAACACCCGUUACAGAAAUAAUGGCCAGCCCCGGAGUCCAUCCAUUUCACCCUACACAAACUCUAACCGAAUAUCCUCACGCCCAUCACCAUUUACAUUGUGAUGUUCGGGAAGAGCAUCCUUUCUCCGCAGACCACGUCGAUAAAGUUGGAGAGGAAAAUGCAGCAAAUGGCAACGAGCCAUCGCAUCAUUCCAGAGAUCUUUCUCAAGAGACUCCAGAAAUCAGUGCGCCCAACGUGACGGAUCUUUCUGCCCCGCAUUUAGCCAUUUCAAAUUUGAUCAACCAAAUUAAUCCCGAGGUGUUCAACAACCUGGUGAAAAUCAUCACCCAUGUGAACAAAAACAGUGUUAAGUUCUACAUCCACUCAGAAGAGGAGAACACCAUUUGUCAGAAUAUUAAGGAGUACCUGUUAAAGCUGGGUAAUGCCGAGUGUCGGCCGGAGAAAUUCUUGGAAUCCAAAACCAAGGUGGAUAAACUGCUUAUAAUUAUCCAGAACGAAGACAUUCCCAACUGCAUUCAUAGGGUACCUGCGCUAGUCUUGCUGAAGAGGUUGCCCUCCGUGAGUUUUGCCGGAGUCGAUAGUUUGGACGAUUUGAAAAACCACACGUACAAUGAAAUUUUUGUGUCUGGGGGAUUCAUCGUGUCUGAUGAAAGCGUUCUGAACCCUGAAACUGUCAGCGCCGAUGAACUGAAGAAAUUCUUGUUGUUUCUGGAAGAAAUAAACAGCCCCGAUGCAAACUGGCAGUGGAAAGUCCAUUAUAAAUUUCACAAGCGGCUUAAAGAGUUGGGGAGGGUGAAUGCAAAUGCUCUAAAUAUUCUCACCCUGUUAACGACUUACCAGAAGAAGAACCUGGUUGAGAUCCUGUCCUAUCAUCUGAGCUGUGAUCCCCAAAACCAGCCGGCGCCACAGCUCGAGUGUCUGAUCAAACUUCAGGUCCAGUACAUGAAGCAAAGGCACGUUAUCUUCCUGACAGAAAAAGAUGCCGCCCGGUUUCCAGAUUACUGUGAUAAUGGUAUCGUGGUUACAAGAAUGGUGGAUUUUAUGGAUAACUUUUCAAGCCUCAUCGGUCACCAUAGUUCCAACAACGAAGAGCACCGCCUUUCACAGCUGACGGAUGAAGGGGAUGAAACUGGUAAUUAUGCUCCUGGGGAAGCGGAUGUGAAAGAGGAGGAGGACAUGUCUCUGGAUUCAGAAGAUGACACUCCACCAAUAGAAGUUUGCUCGGACUCCCGGCAGCCAGAAUCCCCCAAUCAGAACAUUUCCAGUGCGUUAGUUGACAAGGAUCAAACAGAAAGUCCUAGUACCAUAAAUCAGAGUAAGACUCCUACUCUUGAUGAGCUUCAGCCAAUCACUCCCGUGUCUGUGGCAGGCUCCACCACUGGCGAAAAUAGCGUUUCCACGGGCGACGAACUAGGCAACACUACGCAGGACUACAACAGAGAUGUGAAUCUGUCCCACCAGUUCAGCCAUUUCAAUGUUCUGACCCAUCAGACUUUCCUAGGAUCCAUGUACCCCGCCCUCAGCAACCCAGCCCCAGCGGAGAUCUGUUUCAUGAAUUCCUGCAGUCAACAAACGGAACCAGAGAAAUCCCACAAUUCCGAGUGCAAACAAAAAUAACCUCGUUUUGUUUCAUGUAAACCAAAAAAAAACACAAAUAUUUAUAUAUCGGACUUUUCUAAGUGUUCAGUUUCUUACAGAUAAAGUACAUUAUUAUUCUCUACACCCAAAAGGGGAAACACUUUUAUUUUCCCCGCGCUUGACGUUGGAAUCAUGACUGCAUGUACCAUUAACCGCAUCUGCAAGGAAAUAAAUAUUUUUAUUCGGACAUUGUAUUGGAAAAUGUGCACUUUUUAUGUUUCAUUUUUUUUUUGUAUUUAAGCAGUAUUUAGCGGCUUUUUUGUUUUUUCCCCCCCCCCAAAUGUGGUCAUUUUUGUAAAUGUAUAGAAGCCACUACUUUAAUGGCCAACGCAGUGUUAUGUAAAUACUUAGGAAUGUUUACUUUGUAAAGUUUUCUUUUAUACCAUGUCACAAAUUACAGUUUUAACAAAUUUACAAAAUGAUGAGAUGUUUAUACAUAUAUAUCGGUGCAUUCUCUCUGUAUAUGAUUAAACUUCAUGCACUUAA
This is a messenger RNA of Xenopus laevis (African clawed frog), 5457 nucleotides long. RefSeq names its product transcription activation suppressor L homeolog (gene tasor.L). Lineage: Eukaryota; Metazoa; Chordata; Amphibia; Anura; Pipidae. The transcript has 24 exons. Bases 241 to 4950 code for a protein of 1569 amino acids. Gene Ontology annotation, cellular component: chromosome; nucleoplasm; nucleus. The record is from RefSeq and is a predicted model, not a curated record. Gene Ontology annotation, molecular function: chromatin binding. Gene Ontology annotation, biological process: negative regulation of gene expression, epigenetic; protein localization to heterochromatin.